UGUUGGUAUUCUCGGUCCGUGCCCAAUCCUAACCUGUGAUUGGAAGAAAGUGUGAAAUGGGUUACGCCCGUAAAUAAUACGUAGAAAAUGAGUAUUAGUUCUGUUCAGACUUUUGCAGAGGAGUAUUUUAAUUCCUUGAAUCCUAUUGCUGAGAGGAUUAGUACUGAUAUUGCAGCUACCAGAGAUGCAUAUGAAAAUCUGUGGCAUACUUUAAGUUACAAGGACCGGAGUCAAGUUAUUGAUGAAACUAUUAUUCAUCCUGAAGCUGUUCUUAGAUAUUCCUUCUGCCCUCAAAAUGAACCAGAAGUUGAAUACUUCCCAUGUCUACGGUUUCAGACUGGACACAAGUAUAUUAGUGAUGAUGAAGGCGGCAAGGGUUUGGGUUUGACAUGGCGUGAUGAACAUUCUGCACCAUUUAUGUGGAUGACACGAAGCCAGUUAAAUCUCUGCAUUAUAGAUAAUGCAGAACAUGUGAGGAGACAUCAGAAUAUUGUGGCAAAUAUCCCUGUAACUAAUCGACAGAAACCAAAGGCUUCCUCACAUAAAAAGAUACAUUCUCAGCAUAGUAGUGUGUCAUUUAUUGAUCCACCAAAUAUUGUUUUGGGUGGAUCCUCUUCCAAAUUAGUAGGUUCUGUAACUUCAAAAAUAAAAUUUCCCCCAAAGUCUGGAGAUGAUAAUUUGUUAACAAAAAUCAAAAACAAAACAGCUGUACUAAAAAUACAGACUUUGAAGUCAACAGUGGGCAAAUCAAGCGGAGACAAAUCUUUUCACAGUAAUGAGCCUGAAAGAGGAAUUUUGGUUCAGUCAAAAUAUAAUUGCUCUGUAAUUCCCAGCUCAAAGCUUCCUAAACCUGGAGGAGGGAAAGCUGUCAUAUCAAAACCCAAAACUCCUCCUCCUCCUCCUCCACCUUGUAAGCAGAAACCUCAGACAGUACUCACUCCCCAGUUUGAUUCUGAGAAAGUGGCUCUGUUACACGAGAGCAAUGCAGAUGAGCUUGCAUGUAGGCAGUCAUCAACAUGUGAUAAUGAGGAAAGUAAUGAUGUGAGAUGUUCAGAUGAAAGUCUUGACAGUUUUGAUAAUUUUCAUGUUGAAUUAAAUAUUCCAUCCAGCAGUGAUACAGUUCCAAAAACUGGAUUUGAUUUUCUUGAUAAUUGGUAAUACUCUGUUUCUGCAUCGUUUUUCUGGAGUAUGUUGCCAACUAAAAGAAAAAAAGAUGCCCAAAGUAUGCAAGGGGCCUGCAAGUUUUAAAAUUUAUUAGGCCGUGGAUUGAUUGUAUUGAUAAAAGAAAGUGCCUCAGAAAUUCAUGACUUAUGUACAGUGUUGUUACUGAGUAUUAGUAGCAUUAGCUUACUAUUCCCAACAUGUCACAGUUUAUGCAGCUUGAUUUUCUAAAUUGUUACAACAGUUGUCAUUAAAAGCACAAUAUUUUAUCCCAGAAAACUGACUUUACUGUAAUAUGUGAGGCACUGUACUUCCUUUGUUUUAUUGUUACACAGUUCUGUAGUUUGCAGUAUUUAUUCAAGAGUGGUACUUAUAAUUGUGUCUUUGAGAACCGAUUGUGUUUGUGUAAU
Zootermopsis nevadensis is the source of this 1571-nucleotide messenger RNA. RefSeq lists its product as uncharacterized. NCBI's taxonomy places the organism in Eukaryota, Metazoa, Arthropoda, Insecta, Blattodea, Termopsidae. The record is from RefSeq and is a predicted model, not a curated record.